This is a messenger RNA of Drosophila novamexicana, 1587 nucleotides long. It is a transcript of the gene Vps4, whose product is annotated as vacuolar protein sorting-associated protein 4B. Lineage: Eukaryota; Metazoa; Arthropoda; Insecta; Diptera; Drosophilidae. The record is from RefSeq and is a predicted model, not a curated record. Gene Ontology annotation, molecular function: ATP hydrolysis activity; ATP binding. The transcript is spliced from 4 exons. Gene Ontology annotation, biological process: vacuole organization; endosomal transport. The coding region runs from base 95 to 1423 and encodes 442 amino acids.
UCGCGUCUUUGCAGCAGCCGCAAACAAACACACACACACACACACACACACACACACAGAACAGACAGACAGAAGAAGAAGAAGAAGCACAUCCAUGGCAGCCGGCACAACACUGCAAAAGGCCAUCGAUCUGGUGACAAAGGCCACCGAGGAGGAUCGCAACAAGAACUACGCAGAGGCGCUGCGUCUCUAUGAGCACGGCGUCGAGUAUUUCUUGCAUACAAUCAAAUAUGAGGCACAGGGCGAGAAGGCCAAGGACUCGAUACGUGCAAAAUGUCUACAGUACUUGGAUCGCGCAGAGAAGCUAAAGGAGUAUCUGAAGAAGGGCAAGAAAAAACCGAUUAAGGAGGGCGGCGAGAGCAGCUCCAAGGAUGACAAGGACAAGAAGAGCGACAGCGACGACGAGGACGGCGAUGAUCCAGAGAAAAAGAAGCUGCAAGCCAAACUGGAGGGUGCCAUUGUUAUUGAAAAGCCGUGCGUACAAUGGUCCGAUGUGGCUGGCCUCGAUGCCGCCAAGGAGGCACUCAAAGAGGCUGUCAUCUUGCCGAUUAAGUUUCCGCAGCUGUUCACCGGCAAGCGCAUACCCUGGAAAGGUAUUCUACUGUUUGGGCCACCCGGUACGGGCAAAUCAUAUUUGGCCAAGGCGGUCGCCACCGAGGCAAACAGAUCCACAUUCUUUUCGGUAUCUAGCUCCGAUCUAAUGUCCAAAUGGCUGGGCGAAUCCGAGAAGCUAGUGAAGAAUCUCUUCGAACUGGCGCGCCAGCACAAGCCAUCGAUUAUAUUCAUUGAUGAGAUUGAUUCCAUGUGCUCGGCCCGUUCGGACAAUGAGAACGACAGCGUGCGCCGCAUCAAGACCGAGUUUCUGGUGCAAAUGCAGGGCGUUGGCAACGAUACCGAUGGCAUUCUCGUACUGGGCGCCACCAAUAUACCCUGGGUGCUCGACUCGGCCAUACGCAGGCGUUUCGAGAAGCGCAUCUACAUUCCGUUGCCGGAAGCGCAUGCGCGCCUCGUCAUGUUCAAAAUCCACCUGGGCAACACCACCCAUGUGCUGACCGAGCAGGAUCUCAAGGAGCUCGCCAGCAAGACCGAGGGUUACUCUGGCGCCGAUAUAUCGAUUGUGGUGCGCGAUGCGCUGAUGGAGCCGGUACGCAAGGUACAAACAGCCACACACUUUAAGCGCGUCUCGGGUCCCAGUCCGGCCGACAAGGAGAAGAUUGUCGAUGAUCUGCUGGUGGCCUGCUCGCCGGGUGAUCCGGGCGCCGUUGAAAUGAAUUGGAUGGACGUGCCCAGCGAUAAGCUCUUCGAGCCGCCAGUCACCAUGCGCGACAUGCUCAAGUCCUUGUCACGCACGAAACCGACUGUCAACGAGGAGGAUUUGAUAAAGCUGCGCAAGUUCACAGAGGACUUCGGCCAGGAGGGCUAAGCCGCAAAAGCUAAUGAUACCGCCGCCAUUAAGUCUACCACCCAUCAGCUAAUUCUUAAUUGUUGCCUAUUGCAUAAAACGAUAAACACGCCCCUGGAUCUAUGGAUCCAUACACACACACACACACACUAACGUACACUCUAUAUAUAUAUAAUAAUAUAUUA